AUGACCCCUUCACUUUCCCUCCAUAUUAUUCCUCUUCUCAUUUUUCACAUCCUCCUCGUAGCACCGCCUUCGCCGGCGGAAGCAGGCAAGGGACAGUGGCACCUCCUCCAAGAGAACAUCGGCAUUGUCGGCAUGCACAUGCAGCUCCUGCACAACGACCGUGUCAUCAUGCUAGACCGCACCGACUUCGGAUUAUCCAACCUAACCUUCCCCAACGGUAGAUGCCGCAACAACCCACAAGAGAUGGUCGUCAAAACCGACUGCACCGCACACUCCGUCGAAUACGACGUCGCAGCCAACACAGUCCGCGCGCUCUUCGUCCAAACCAACGUCUGGUGCUCCUCCGGUUCGGUUUCUCCCGACGGAACAUUAGUCCAAACCGGUGGCUUCAACGACGGAGACCGUACGGUAAGAACCCUCACCCCGUGCCGCAUGUGCGACUGGCGCGAAGUUAACAAUGAACUCGCGGCAAGAAGAUGGUACGCCACCAAUCAGAUCUUGCCAGAUGGACGACAAAUAAUAAUUGGUGGAAGAAGACAGUUCAACUACGAGUUUUACCCCAAGACACAAACCACGGUUAAGAACACUUACAGUUUACCUUUUCUCGUUCAAACAAACGACGCCUUAGCGGAAAAUAAUCUCUACCCCUUUGUUUUCUUAAACGUCGAUGGCAACCUUUUCAUCUUCGCUAACAACCGCGCUAUCUUAUUCGAUUACAAUAAGAACCGCGUCGUCAAAACCUACCCUCAAAUACCCGGUGGAGACCCACGCUGCUAUCCUAGCACCGGUUCCGCGGUUUUGCUUCCGUUGAAGAAACUUCGAGAAUCGAACGUGGAAGCUGAGGUUUUAAUUUGCGGUGGAGCCCCGAGAGGAGCUUUUCUGGAUUCCCUCUCCGGUCGGUUUACCGGAGCCUUAAAAACGUGCGCUAGGAUGAAAAUAACCGACCCGAGUCCGAGGUGGGUGAUGGAAACCAUGCCGGGUGCGAGAGUCAUGAGUGACAUGAUUUUGCUCCCAAACGGUGACAUUUUGAUUAUUAAUGGAGCUUCUGUAGGGACUGCGGGCUGGGAACUGGGGCGGGACCCUGUGUUGAAUCCGUUUCUUUAUAAACCAAAUAACCGGGUCGGGUCGAGAUUUGAGCUCCAAAACCCGUCUAAUAUUCCGCGAAUGUAUCACGCGAGUGCCGUUUUGCUUCGUGAUGGUCGCGUCCUUGUGGCUGGGAGCAACCCUCACACGUAUUACAAUUUCACCAACGUGAUGUUCCCAACGGAAUUACGGUUGGAAGCGUUUUCACCUUCGUAUCUUGAGCCCGGGUUCUCUAACGUGCGUCCCACAAUAGUGUCCCCUGCGUCCCAAACAAAAGUGAAGUACGGUGAGACGUUGAAGGUUGGGUUUGAGGUGACCGGGAGUUUGGUUAAGGAUUCGGUGUCGGUUACGAUGCUGGCGCCGCCUUUUGCCACGCACUCGUUCUCCAUGAACCAGAGGUUGUUGGUUUUGGAGCCGCAGGGUUUGAGGCAGGUUGGGAAAUCGACGUCGUACGAGGUUGAAGUUAAGGCGCCGGGUUCCAGUGUUCUUGCACCACCGGGUUUCUAUCUGUUGUUUAUGGUUCAUCAAGAAAUCCCAAGCCAGGGUAUUUGGAUUCUUAGGUGGGCAUUUAUUAACUGUAAGAUAUGA
Molecule: messenger RNA, 1671 nt
Organism: Sphenostylis stenocarpa
Lineage: Eukaryota; Viridiplantae; Streptophyta; Magnoliopsida; Fabales; Fabaceae
Source: the annotation of a GenBank genome assembly